AUGAAUUCUGACGCUCUGCGACCGACACCAAACACCGGGCGUAAAGCGUUGGGUAAGCUCGCUACUAGGUUGGAGGAAGUAAAGAACCCUUGGCGACAGGUUUCUGCACUAGAACUGAGCCAUAGCGAAACAGCUAGGCUUGCAACAGAUGCGUUGUUAGAGUCUGGAGAAAAAGAGUAUCGACGUGUGCUGAGCGAGGAAAAGGAACUAAACUUUCUCUCAUCGCUUGAAAUUCGCUAUAUCGUGGAAAGUGUAGCAAAAACCGCUAGUCCAGAAAAUGGUCCUAACGGAUUUGACAGAGACUGUGGAGAAGGAGACACGGUUUCGGAACUAACUUCAGGAACAUACUUUCCAAUGAUGUCCGACGAGGAGCCUCCUGUUUUAGAACUGGGGUGGCCUGAGGUUCAUAACCGUCAGGGUCCCUCAGAGACGCAAAUUUACUUCCAAAGAGAUAAGUCACAAAACAUCAAAGACUUGAUCCGAUCACUUAUCAAUAAAGCUAAAAAGGUUAUCGCCUUGGUCAUGGACAUUUUCACAGAUGUGGACUUGUUUUGUGAUUUACUGGAGGCAUCCAAAAAGCGGAAGGUUCCAGUGUAUAUUCUACUUGAUGAGAAGAAUCUUGGAUGUUUCAUUGACAUGUGCACAGAACUAGAUAUCCAGAACUUGCACUUAAACAAUAUGCGGAUACGAAGUAUAUGUGGAGACACAUACUGCACAAAAAGUGGGAAGAAAUUUACGGGACAGGUUCAGGAAAAAUUUAUGAUCAUCGAUUGUGAGGAAGUCAUAGCUGGAUCAUACAGUUUCACAUGGCUCUCCAGUCAGGUGCACAGCAACAUGAUUUUGCACUUUUCUGGCCACAUCACGGAGAGCUUUGACCGGGAAUUUCGCUGUCUCUAUGCUGACUCCCAAAUCAUAGAGCGCUUUCACAACACAGAUGAGGAGGGCCUUCCCCAUUACUUUUACAAUAUGGUGGUGCCCAACAUGUAUGUUUUCCAAGACAGAGUAAAUAGAGAGAAAGUGAGUUCCGAAAACUCCAGCAGCCAGUCCAGCAACAGUGUGUCUAGUGUCAAAGCAGCUCCAGGCUUUGCUCCUCCAGUCUACAAAGUCACCCAGGAGAAGAAGGAUUCCGGCAAUCCGAUCAAGGGUCAGGAGAGGAGAGACAGAGGAUCGCCCAAUGGUACCCUGCUGGCCCCAACAGUGGAUGGCCCAGGGUCAGGAGCUGGUCCUGGCAUGGAAUGGGCCAAAGCAGGAACACCAGAAUUCCUUCGGGCAAACCUUGCUGGACCUAAAUCCAAAUUCGAAGUUUCAGAUUCCUAUGAUUACAAGAACCUCUAUCAGAACUCUCCCAAAUCAUCCCCACAUCCCCAGCUGCCCAUGCAGAACAAAGUUUUUCCUAAGGUGCGUAGUCCGACAAACCCUUUCUUCAAUAAAUUUACAGACCUCUUUACCUCGUCUUCCAAAGAGAAGGACUCGUCUAAUUUCCAGAGGUCACCUGCUCAGAGUACAACCUUUGGCGGUCCGGAUCUCUCACAGAAUGAGCCAGAGAGCAUACAGGGACCUCCUCCACCGGGACCUAUGCCAAAGGAGCGGGCAGGACCAGACACAGGGAUUCUACGCCGGGAUGUGAAGCGCAUGACCCUGGGCCACAGCAAACUGGACCUUGUUAACCACUAUAACAAGAUGAACCCAAAGCAAGUUUACAGCCGUUUUGAACUGAAGAAUAACAAUUUACCCCACUAAUGCAAAAAGUGUUACUGAGGGGUUGUUUUGCUUCUGGAAAAAGACAGAAAUUUGAAUAUUGUUUUUGUUUUCUUUUUUUGACACCGUUUCCCAACCAACAAUAGAAAUAGUGACCUAUAGACAGUUGUGACAGUUUUUCAUGGGAUAACUAUUCAUAAAAAGAACAAAGUAUACUUUAGUGCUGUACAUAACAGGCUGGUACAGUAUAGCAUUGCUUUCUUGGUGCAUUUUUUUUUGUUUGUUUUUGUUUCUUGGUGUUGUUUCUAUUUUUCUUGUACAAAAUAGAUGAUCUUAAUCUCCUAUGUGGAGCUAUUGUGUCCAUCACUGAGUAUUACAUAUAGCUUUAUUUGAGAUAUUGUAUUCCCAGGUUUGUGGUCUUCUGAAUGUUCAUGUGUAUUUAUACCAGACAUACUGUGAUCUCCAUAUCUGUAUUGGAUACAUGUUUGUGUGUGUGUAUCGUCUUAGGCUUAUACAAUUUUUCCAAAUUGACAAUGUAGUGCAAGUUCUCUUCUGUCUUUACACAAAUAUAUAGCAAAUAUAUUUUUGAGUCAUUUUAACAGAUUUUGCUAUUUAUACAUAACUGGCACAGCAUAUCUGAUGCCAUCUUGAAUUGAAAAAGAUGGUCCUAAUAGCCAUUCAUGACUUAUUAUACAAACGCAUUCAGUUUAGUGACGGAUACAAGACUAAAAAUGCCAAACAUCGGUUUGACCUUUUAGCUAGUGGCAUGCCUAUGAUAAAAAAAAAUGUAAAUGAAUCAGCCAGGAAUUGUCAGUUUGCUCUGUGACAUUUGAUUUGGUACUUACCACACCUACCAAAAAUAUUUUAAAUGUGUGAGAGUAGCAUCUAUGUAAAACCUUCUGAAACCUCUGUGCUGACUGUUAAUUUUCUCUCCAUCACUUCUGAUCAUUAUUGGCCUUUAUUAGCUAACAAAUAGACAAUAUUGUAAAGCUGACAAAUUCAUUUAUUUUUUCCAUUGCCCAAAUUACAGGAUUCCUGUGAUUACAAGAACCACUAUCACAUCACUUUUAGUAGUUAUGUUACUGUAUCAUAUUAAGUGUAAAUGUCAAAACGGAGAACUAUCUGAAUUCUCAUAAUGCAGGUUUAGUGACACAGACCUAGUAUCUGAUCCAUAUACAGUAUUUGCCCAUAACAUAAGCACUUAGAAUCGUAUAAACUAUACUUACAAUCCUCUACAGAAUAAUUCAACAUACAGGUCAACAUGCUGGUCCAGGAACACCUAACACACACAUACAUCUGUCAGAAAACACACUGAA
Electrophorus electricus (electric eel) is the source of this 3014-nucleotide messenger RNA. RefSeq names its product family with sequence similarity 83 member C (gene sack1c). The record is from RefSeq and is a predicted model, not a curated record. NCBI's taxonomy places the organism in Eukaryota, Metazoa, Chordata, Actinopteri, Gymnotiformes, Gymnotidae. Gene Ontology annotation, biological process: signal transduction. Gene Ontology annotation, molecular function: protein kinase binding.